GCCAGCAUCAACUCUCUGUGAUCCUUCUGGGACCCGAACAUCUAAUACACAAUGGCAAGUGCAAUGAGAUCCUGGACCGUGCUUGCGGCUCUUGUCAUGUGUGUUAUAGUGUGUCUGAGCAGCCUGGCUGAAGCUUACCCACCUAAACCUGAACCUCCGGCGGGAGAAAUGGGUCCAGAAGAGCUGGCCAAAUACCACACAGCACUACGGCACUACAUCAACCUUAUCACACGACAGAGAUAUGGUAAGAGAUCGACUUCUGAGGAUGCUGUGGCCGAGUUGCUGUUUGGUGAUGAUGAACAAGACUUUAGACCCCGUGUUGAAGACAGUCUGGUUUGGUGAUGUCACUCGUCUCUCCUCCUCUUCGCUGGUGCACUGGCUUUCUUCAUCCAUUCAUCUGAGUGAUCAUAAAUGAGUUUACUGAAACCAGAAUGAGCCGAACCCUCUUUACAGAGAGGGCUUUAAAACACCUCAUAAUCUAUCUUGUCCUCCUCUUUCUGUUUCUCUCUCUUUCUCUCUUGAUCUCAUGGUUUAAUUUUUGCUUUGUGAAA
Paramisgurnus dabryanus is the source of this 551-nucleotide messenger RNA. Lineage: Eukaryota; Metazoa; Chordata; Actinopteri; Cypriniformes; Cobitidae. The record is from RefSeq and is a predicted model, not a curated record.